ACUACAACCUCCAUCGAUCCAGGAAGUCGUGUAAGGUUGACGUGUGUUAAUGUGCGCACAUAUGACUCUGCCGGCACAGAAACUGAAUCAACAUCUUUUAUUUAGCUGUUUGUAACAUAUUGGAUUGGAGACAUGGCUGGAGAAAUGUCCAUAAUAGGUUCUGUCAUCCUUGCUUUAUUUCUGGCAGGGUAUUUAGGCCAGCAAUAUCUGCCCCCUCCAAAGCCCAGGGUCAUUGGACUGGAUCUCGGGACCACAUUUUGCUCUGUGGGAGUGUUUCAUCCUGGCACAGGAGAGGUUGAAGUUAUCGCUGAUGAUAAGGGUCGCAGAAGCAUCCCUAGUGUGGUGUCAUUCACCACCGCUGGUGUGUUUUCUGGUCACGAGGGUCAGGAAUUAUCAGACAUAAAUCCUCAAAACACAAUUUAUGACGGCAAGAGAUUUAUAGGGAAGAUUUUUGACCGUGACACUUUAGAGCGAGAGAGUGCACGAUAUCCCUUUAAGGUGGUAUUUAACAAUGGGAGUGCAGAGUUUUUGGUCUCUACAAAUGGCACCUUCACAGUAACUCCUGAAUUCAUCGGAUCCCGACUGCUUCUGAAAAUGAGAAAGAUGGCAGAGAAACAAUUGGGAGUUAUUAUUGAAAAAGCCGUUAUAUCUGUGCCAGCAGAGUUUGAUGAGAGGCAAAGAAACUACACCAUAAGAGCUGCUAAGCUCGCUGGGCUUGACAUUUUGCGUGUGAUCAAUGAACCCACAGCAGCAGCGAUGGCUUAUGGACUGCACAAGGCAGAAGUUUUUAAUGUGCUGGUGGUGGACCUGGGAGGAGGAACACUAGAUGUGUCGCUUCUUAAUAAGCAGGGUGGCAUGUUUCUCACCAGAGCAAUGGCUGGUAAUAACAAGCUCGGUGGACAGGACUUCACCCAGCGUCUGCUGCAGUACGCAAUAGACCGAGUGCGGCAGCAAUACGGUGUCGCCCCCACGCUCAAAGAGGACAUCCACCAACUCCGACAGGCCGUGGAGGCCGCCAAGCUCAACCUUACCCAGCAGUCUCACGUUUUCCUUAAAAUUCCUCUUCACCUGCAGACAACGGGUGCGAACGGAGAGCAGGAGGAGAAAGUCCUGUUUCAGGAGAAGUUGACUCGGGAACUUUUUGAGGAUCUAAAUGCAGAUCUCUUCCAGAAGAUCCUGGCACCCAUUCAGACUGUGCUUUUAGAGGGCCAUUUAGAGAAAGAGGAGGUGGAUGAGAUCGUUUUAGUGGGAGGGUCUACAAGGAUCCCUCGCAUUAGACAGAUUAUAAAGCAGUACUUCGGGAAGGAACCAAACACUUCUGUAGACCCCGAUCUGGCUGUAGUGACCGGGGUGGCCAUUCAGGCGGGCAUCAUGGGCGGCUCUUGGCCUUUACAGGUCAGCGCUAUUGAAAUUCCAAACAGGCAUCUUCGCAAAACGAACUUUAGCUGAUGAAGAGACUAAAACUUUGUUAGACCUGACUGCUCUGUGCCAAACCAAAACCUGGAUAAAUGACAAAUGUUUAUCCAGACGGUUUUAUGUCUUUUUCUCUUCAAAUGCUAUAGCUUUGCAACAAAUAACUUGAGCUUUAUCUGAAGCAUUUGUACUUGAAAUAUGGACUGAAUGGCCAACAUUAUCUUGACAACUGAUUCUGUUUUUAUUUUAUUCAGUCCAUUAUCAAUAGACUUGAGAAUUUUGUCUCCUGUUAUCCUGAGCAAAUGUCUGCUUGGGACCUUGCCACAACUGAUAAUAACUGUGCAAUAACCCUUUUCCAACUGGUUUUGGCAGAUUUAUGGACCUUGUUUUCAGGAAACAGCUGUUUGUACGUAACUGUGACUAAUCAUUCCGCUCUUUUAUUUAUUUAUUUAUUUGCCAAAGUUAGCUAGUUUUUUUUUUUUUUAUGAAGCUAUGCUUGUGCAUUUUUAGCAUUGCCACAUUUUGGUCAAUGUAAACAAUAUAUUUGUGGUGUAAACGGUUAUAAAAACUGCCAGCUGUUUAAUACAAAAAUGUACGAGCAUAAUUACUUUUUAGUUUACUCAUGAAAGGAGAGAUUUAAUAUUCAAGCUAAAGGUUUUUGAGAAUAUGACUUAAAAUAUAUUCAUAUAAAUAUAUAUAUUGUAUAAUGUAUAUGUUUUAUAAAGGAAAGUGUAAUGAAAGCACAUGGACCAACCUGAAAAAGUUAUUGUACUGUAUAUAGUAUAUUGUAAUGUACCUAUAGAGCUGAGAUAAGGAUUAAACGGUGUCAGACACGAUCAGACUAAUGCGCUUUACAUUUUGUAGUAACAGAGGAGUUUAGUGUCAGUAUAUUGAAGUUUGCAGUCGCAAUUACGUUUGUCAAUGUGUUGUGAAUUCAUUUCCAGACUUUGUACGCAAAUGCAUGCUGGACUUAACUAAAAAGAAAAAGAAUCUAUUUUUGUACAGUCCUGUUGCAUUUCAUUUGUCGUCUAGGUUGUAUUUCUUUGCAUUAAAAAUGUAAGUACUUAAUUGUGCUUGGUUUUCAUUUCUGUUGUAACACAAAGAAAAACAAAGACUGUAAAACCUGCAGUUUUUAUUGAUUAACCCCUGAAACACAUCAAUACAAAAAACUAUCAUUUAACCUUUGUCCUCUGACGCCACAAUCCACUGUAAACAAUGUCACGUCUUACAUUUACAAUAUGAAUGGAGGGGUCAUGAUCUUGUGGGAAGCCCUCUACAAGGUAUUUAAUACAUUAAAUGCCAUUUAAUAAACAAAAGGCUUAGUAGGAAAAAAAAACAAAA
Paramisgurnus dabryanus is the source of this 2754-nucleotide messenger RNA. It is a transcript of the gene hspa13, whose product is annotated as heat shock protein 70 family, member 13. The record is from RefSeq and is a predicted model, not a curated record. Lineage: Eukaryota; Metazoa; Chordata; Actinopteri; Cypriniformes; Cobitidae. Gene Ontology annotation, molecular function: ATP binding; ATP-dependent protein folding chaperone.